Molecule: messenger RNA, 972 nt
Organism: Miscanthus lutarioriparius
Lineage: Eukaryota; Viridiplantae; Streptophyta; Magnoliopsida; Poales; Poaceae
Source: the annotation of a GenBank genome assembly
AUGGGGCAGAGCCAGGGCAGAGCCAGAGCGGGCAGACCCAAACCAGAGACGCGGCACGCGACGCGGGAGGGCGAGGAGCAGCGGCGGCGGCGCGGCGACAUCACGAGGCCACAGCCACAGCCAGACGCAACAGCCGAGGAGGGGCAGAGGCGACCGCCGAGAAGCCCGGCCACCAUGGACACCUUCUUCCUAUCGCACGGCUCGCCCACGCUCUCCAUCGACGAGAAGAUCCCGGCGCGGCACUUCUUCAAGUCGUGGGUGCCGGCGAAGGUCGCGGGCGACCAGCCCCCGCGCGCCAUCCUCGUCGUGUCGGGGCACUGGGAGACGGCCACGCCGGCGGUCAACGUCAUCCGCGGCAGCAACGACACCAUCUAUGACUUCUAUGGCUUUCCCAAGCCCAUGUACCAGCUCAAGUACCCCGCUCCGGGCGCUCCUGACUUGGCCCUGCGGACCAAGGAGCUCCUGGAGCAAGCCGGGUUCGGCCCCGUGAAGGAGGACCACAGCCGCGGGCUGGACCACGGCGCCUGGGUGCCGCUGAUGCUCAUGUACCCGGACGCCAACAUCCCCGUGUGCCAGCUGUCGGUGCAGACCGACCGCGACGGCACGUACCACUACAACCUCGGCAAGGCGCUGGCGCCACUGCGGGAGGAGGGCAUCCUCAUCCUCGGCUCCGGCAGCGCCACGCACAACCUGCGCAAGAUGGGCCCGUUCGACGCGCCCGUGCCGCAGUGGGUCGCCGAGUUCGACACCUGGCUCAAGGACUCGCUCCUCAGCGGAAGGUACGAGGACGUGAACCGGUACGAGGAGAAGGCGCCGCACGGGAGGGUGGCGCACCCGUGGCCGGACCACUUCUACCCGCUGCACGUCGCGCUCGGCGCCGCCGGGGACGCCGCGAAGGCGGAGCAGAUCCACCAGUGCUGGACCAACGCCACGCUCUCCUACGCGUCCUACAGGUUCACCACCAACAGCUGA